Symbiodinium sp. CCMP2592 is the source of this 459-nucleotide messenger RNA. The record is from the annotation of a GenBank genome assembly. NCBI's taxonomy places the organism in Eukaryota, Dinophyceae, Suessiales, Symbiodiniaceae.
GUUCUGAUGAUGAUCCAAGUCAAGGUUCUUCGCCCGCAGGAAGCUUUUCAAGAGGGCAAGAUUGUCAUGCAGAAGGACGGCUUUGACAUCAAGAGUCUGAUGUUGAAUGACCCGCACCUGGAGAUCUCGUGCUGGUCGUGCUGCGUCGGGACGAAGCUUAUGCAGACGGAGAAGCCGGAUAGGCCGCAGUCGCCGCAGUCGAUGAUGUGGCAAUUCUUCAAUGCGAAGGACCCGGAGUUGCAGAAGGCAGUCGAGUCGGUUCUUUUGAAGAACAUGCUGGGCAAGGCCAGUGGCGUGUCCGAUUCGUCCAAGCUCCUUUUCCCCAGCGGCAGCGGCUGCGCCCUUCUGAGCUGGCUGGCUUCGAAGAGCAGUCGAACCGAGAUCGAGGUGGAGGUCCAUUCCUUGGAGUCGCUUCCGGAGGGCUUGACUUUCAUCAACCGCGACACCAGCCCGCUUGCA